Molecule: messenger RNA, 1248 nt
Organism: Ipomoea triloba (trilobed morning glory)
Lineage: Eukaryota; Viridiplantae; Streptophyta; Magnoliopsida; Solanales; Convolvulaceae
Exons: 8
Coding region: 1-1248 (415 amino acids)
Source: RefSeq, a predicted model, not a curated record
AUGUAUCCCAUGUUUAUUCUUGGAAGUGAUAUCUCACCCUUCAAUGUUAGGAGUGCCAUGAAGGUUCGUGUUUUUCGUGCAUACAAUGUACCGGAAAGGAGAGGAAGCAAUGCAAUUAGAAGUAAGGAGGUUGUAUUUCACGAUAAAGAGGGAACAUUGGUACAUGCCCACAUCCCAAAACAAUUGGUUCCAAAAUUCAUUAACGAUUUUAAGGAAGGUUCAGUUUGGGCUGUUAAGAAUUUCCUGGUCAUCACCAAUUUCUACACAUACAGGACAACCCCUCACAAGUAUAUGAUCAAGUUCAAUUACCAGACUACAGUUAAGCAAUUCAAAAAAAUUGACUUUCCAAGUCAGAUGUUCCGUCUUACACCAUUUCAGGCUCUAAAAGUUGAAGGUGUUGAUGAUAAGCUAUUGGUUGGGAAAAUACUUGGUAAUCAGAUUAGGUGUACUCUAUGGGAUGAUCAUGUCGGUAAGAUUGAGCCCUUUUUCAAUGCAAGUAGUCAUGAUCCAGUGGUGGUGAUCUUGCAAUUCUGUCGAAUUAGGACUGAUGUGACCAAUGGCGAGGUGAGGCUUUGCAGUUCAUAUGAUGUGACACAAGUCUUUAUUAACCAGCAAUCUCAAGAGUUUUUGGAGUUUAGAGAGAGUUUAAGUCUUCGUGGUGUGCAAACACCCAUGAGGAGCAUUGCAUCCUUUCCAAGCUUGAAUUAUGAGAGAAUGAUGGAGCAAACCGAAAGUCUUGCUCAAUAUAUGAAAACUAUCGAUGAAAUUUACCAAACCAGAGAGGAACUUGCUCCUGGUUGUAACAAGAAACUUGAGUCAAAGGGUAGGAUAUAUUACUGUGGGAAGUGUGAAAGCAACUGCGAAGAAGGUAAAUUGAGAUACAAGUUGAAGAUUAGAGUUGCAGAUCUAGAAGGAAAUGCACCCUUUCUCCUUUGGGAUAGAGAGUGCAAUCAGCUAUUGGGAAUUUUUGCUGCAGAGUUGAAGUCAAGGCGUCCAAAUAGAUUGAUUCAAGUGCAUGCACCAGCGCUUUUGGGCAUUCAUGACAAGGAUUUUAGCUCUAAAGUUGAACACCAAAUGGUGGAUGAUGAUGAUCAUGAGGAAUUUGACGAGAGUGAUGAAGAGGAAAGUUCUCUUGGGUUUGGUGUUGCUGGCAAUCAAGAUGCUGUGGGUGAUAGAGAUGAGUUCUCAACAACCCAAACAUCAAAGAACAAGGGCAUUCUCAAUGUUAAGCUUGAAGGAGGAAAGUGA